Messenger RNA from Rangifer tarandus platyrhynchus (Svalbard reindeer), 216 nucleotides. NCBI's taxonomy places the organism in Eukaryota, Metazoa, Chordata, Mammalia, Artiodactyla, Cervidae. The record is from the annotation of a GenBank genome assembly.
AUGAAAGGCCUGCCCUUCACUCUCCCCCAGGCCAGAGAGAGCACCCUCAUGCCAGCCUGCUCUGCCCUGGCACCCUCCUACCUGCUGGGCUGGGGCAGCGACCACGGGCUGCUUCUGGUCGGGUGCCAGGUCGGGGGUCCAUCGGGCCACCUGCGACAAGAGCCCUGGGACCCUAGAGGCCGGCAGCCCACGGCGGGGGCGGGGCCAGAGCGCUAG